This is a messenger RNA of Chlamydomonas reinhardtii, 550 nucleotides long. RefSeq lists its product as uncharacterized. NCBI's taxonomy places the organism in Eukaryota, Viridiplantae, Chlorophyta, Chlorophyceae, Chlamydomonadales, Chlamydomonadaceae. The record is from RefSeq and is a predicted model, not a curated record. The transcript has a single exon. The coding region runs from base 146 to 334 and encodes 62 amino acids.
GGCAAACCGCCACACGGCUGCACCCUAGGGUUGGGCUGCCUCCCCUCGCGGGCCACUAGCACCGCGAGCCCCCAACUCACCAACACAGCCAUGUGCCAGCGACAGCGAAAGCAAACAGUAAGUAUCCCCAUGUUUGUGCGUGGCAAUGGCCUCUCACUCUCCACCGCCGCCCUGUCCCUCCGCCAGCUCCACCCGCCGUCACACCAGCACGCGCCGCUACCCGCCAUCCCGCUCGGCGCCCGACCCCAGCCGUACCCCCUACGGCAUCGGAUCCUUGUGCCUGGAUACCACAUGUUGGAAAGUCGCCGGUAUGGUCGACUGUCACUCACACUAGUUACACGGGUUACACCGAACGUUAGGCAAUGCAGGAAGUAGCGUGCCUAGGAAAGUGAGGAUGAACGGGCAAUGCAACAGGUGCUGCGGGCGCAAGUAGCCGGGGAAGUUGCAUGCGGACGUUGCGCGAUCUAGGCGGGAUAUAAGCCGGCGUUGGCACGCCGGACUUACACCAGUCUUAUUCUACCUUACUGGGUCAAUGUAACAGUAUAAGGAA